AAAUAGCUAUCCCACCACACCUUAAAUAGUAAUCUUAUAAAAACUCCUUGGCUAUAUUCAUGAAUUACGUCAAAUACGGCUGCUGUCGGAAAUACAAAAGAUAUAACAAAGGCACAAAUGGUAACAACAUACAUUCCUUCUCCAAUCACAAUGGUAAAUGUAAUUAUUCGAAUAUCAAUAAAUAUUCAUCUACCAAUUAUGAUGAAGAUACAAAUAUUCAAAUAAAAAGCAUGCCACAUACCAAUAAUAGACGAUUUAUAUUCUAUUUUUUACCGAUUUUUGAUAAAUCAAAAUACUCCAAAAAUGUGGUCUUCGACCCGACUGGCCAAUCAACUUAUUAUUGGUCCUUUUUUGUCGUAGGCGCCUUCUUAUACAACUUAUGGGUCAUCGGUUACAGGUAUGCCUUUGAUGAAAUAAACGAAUAUAACAAAAUUAAAUGGUUGGCCUUAGAUUACACCGCUGAUUUUAUAUAUAUAUGUGAUAUUUUAUUUGGGUUUAGGGUCGGGUAUUUCAAAGAAGGAGUACUUCAGCAUAACUUAAAUCGCAUCAAGCAAAGGUAUCUAAAUUCAACCACCUUUUACCUGGACUGUCUUGCCAUACUCCCUCUUGAUUUUCUGUAUCUUUCAUUAGGCUAUAAUUCCCUUUUGCGGAUAUUUCGUUUGAUAAAAAUUUUCAAAUUUUGGAAUUUUAUAGAUAGAACUGAAUGCAAUAUAAAUUAUCCUAACAUGUUUAGAACCUUCAUUUUGUUGCAUUACUUACUCGUAAUAUUUCAUUGGAAUUCCUGCGUCGUUUACUGUGUUUCUCAGGCCCUCAACUUUAACAUUCCCAUAAGGAGAAACGAUACUCAUUUACAUGACUUCAACCAUCCAGACCGUAAUAAAUUAUCUUAUAUGAAUAUCGCCGAAAAAAAUAUAAAUGUUUCAAUAAAACAUCCUCACGAGCAUUAUGGACCAGGUGAAACAUUAAAUCUUUACAGAGCAAAUCAUACAAUUUACCAUUCUGAAACGGCCUCCCCUUAUCUUAAGUCGCUUUUUUGGAGUACUUUAGCUUUAACUACUAUAGGAGAUAUGCCAAAACCACAUUCCAACGGGGAACACAUUCUCUCAAUAUCACAAAUAAUACUGGGAUUGAUUUUGUUUGCCUAUAUGUUAGGGCAAGUUUCCAGCCUCAUAUCUACUAUUCGUAUGCAAGAAAGAGAAUAUCAAAUACAAAUGGAUAUUAUCAAAACGUAUAUGAGAAAGCAAGAUGUGCCAAAAAAAUUUAGGAUCAAAGUUUGCAAAUGGCUUAAUUACAAUCGCUUGUCUAAGAAAUCGGCUCAGGAAAACAAAAUAAUUAACACUUUGCCAAACAAACUUAAAGCAGAAAUGGCCAUCUACGUUCAUUUGGACACUUUAAGACGAGUCGAAAUCUUUCAAAACACUGAAGCAGGAUUUUUGAGACAACUGGUUCUUAAACUUAAACCCGUUUUAUUUUCUCCCGGUGAUUAUGUUUGCCUCAAAGGUGAAGUUGGAAAAGAAAUGUACAUCGUAAACACGGGUAUAUUAGAGAUUAUAGGCGGACAAGAUAAUCACACUGUUUUGCUGAUAUUGAGGGCGGGUAGUUACUUUGGAGAAAUAUCGGUUCUAAAUAUGGGGCCUUACGGAAAUCGACGAACUGCCUCUAUAAGAUCCGUAGGGUAUUCAGAAUUGUUCUCUCUAUCCAAAGAUGAUUUAUGGGAGGUGUUGAAAGAAUAUCCUAAUGCCAGAGCUAGACUUGAAGAUAUAGCCUCGAGACGUUUAUCAAUGGCCAAAACCGAAGGAAAUCAAAAUCAUUUGGUGAACGAAGGAAACGAACCCAACGGAAUUUCUAAUAAUAAUGAAAUGAAUGAUGUGCAGUCUCUACCUGAUCGCCAGUUCUACAGCAAAAAAAAGACUAAUGUUAAAAAUUAUUUAGAUAAAGAUACCAUGAUUACCAAUAGAAAAUACAUGAUACCUCUCAUAUCUAUAUCAAAUAAUUCGGAUACCAUAUCAACGGAUGAUCAAAAUACAAUCGAAAAUCAUUCGCCCUCAGACCUUGAAGUUAGCCGACCUUCGAGUGCGUCAUCUUCCAUAAUCUCCAAAAGAACUGGGAACUAUCUAAAAACUCAAAUUAUACCUGAAUCUAAAUAUUUAUGCGCCCGAACUCUUACACCUCUUAAAAGAUUAUCAAAGCUCAACAAAUCGAUUAGUUAUCCAUAUUUUGGUGGAAUAAUGCAAUAUGCAUCUCAAUCAAACCUUUCAGAGCAACAAAUUUAUAGAUCUGAUAAUUUAAAAUAAUAUAAAUCC
Gordionus sp. m RMFG-2023 is the source of this 2303-nucleotide messenger RNA. Its product is annotated as cyclic nucleotide-gated cation channel alpha-3-like. Gene Ontology annotation, biological process: monoatomic cation transmembrane transport. The transcript has 4 exons. Bases 60 to 2294 code for a protein of 744 amino acids. Gene Ontology annotation, cellular component: plasma membrane; intracellular cyclic nucleotide activated cation channel complex. The record is from RefSeq and is a predicted model, not a curated record. Lineage: Eukaryota; Metazoa; Nematomorpha; Gordioida; Chordodea; Parachordodidae. Gene Ontology annotation, molecular function: intracellularly cGMP-activated cation channel activity; protein-containing complex binding; cGMP binding.